AUAAAACCAUCCAUUAUUCAUCAUACAUCAUGGCAGUUGUUACAAGUGAGUUAGAGAUUCCUUCUUCAGUUUCUGCUUCCAAACUUUUCAAGGCAUUCCUUGAUUUUCGCAACCUUGCACCAAAGGUUGAGCCUGAAUCUUUUAAGGCCAUAGAGUUCAUCAAAGGUGAUGGAGGCAUUGGAACAGUCCAACAAACUACUUUUGUUGACGGCUCAAAAUCAAAGCUCACAAUUGAUGCUAUUGACCACAACAAUUUCUCUCUUGGUACAACAAUUUUCGAAGGUGGUGAAUGGAUGGACAAUCUAGAGUCUGCUACUUAUCACGCAAAAUUUGUACCUUCUGCAGCUAACGACGGUUCAACAUAUAAGGUCUCAUCUGUGUAUAAGUGCAAAGAUCCUGCCAAAUUUACAGAAGAAAAUGCUAAGUUUGCUGACGAAUAUACCAAAAAGACUUUCAAGGCUAUCGAGGCAUACAUCAUUGCAAAUCCAAAUGCAUAUUGAUGUUGGACAUUGUUUCAGUUGUCACUCUGUUUUCCUAUAUGUGGUACUGUGUUUCUUUUAUAAAUAAGGUGAUCAAUAAUAAAAUAUAAGUUUGUUUGUUAA
Messenger RNA from Cynara cardunculus var. scolymus (artichoke), 602 nucleotides. Its product is annotated as root allergen protein-like. Gene Ontology annotation, molecular function: abscisic acid binding; protein phosphatase inhibitor activity; signaling receptor activity. Gene Ontology annotation, biological process: defense response; abscisic acid-activated signaling pathway. Lineage: Eukaryota; Viridiplantae; Streptophyta; Magnoliopsida; Asterales; Asteraceae. The transcript has 2 exons. Gene Ontology annotation, cellular component: cytoplasm; nucleus. Bases 30 to 500 code for a protein of 156 amino acids. The record is from RefSeq and is a predicted model, not a curated record.